Messenger RNA from Thermothielavioides terrestris NRRL 8126, 192 nucleotides. RefSeq lists its product as uncharacterized. The annotation marks the transcript as partial. Lineage: Eukaryota; Fungi; Ascomycota; Sordariomycetes; Sordariales; Chaetomiaceae. The transcript has 2 exons. The record is from RefSeq and is a predicted model, not a curated record.
UUAGAAGACUAUAUAAUAGUAUACCUUAACAAUAUCUUAGUAUACUUAAGUAGAAGUUGGAAGGAUUAUAUAAGGAAGGUAUAUAAAAAAUAUACGUUUAUAGUAAAGGAAGUCAAGUACCUAAGGUAUAUUAUAGAGGUAGGAGUCUAUAUCUAUCCUAACCCUAAGAAGAUCAAGGCUAUUUAUAAGUAG